AUUUUAUUAAUAAUUUUUGUGUAGAUGUUGAUCCAUAUUACAUUUGAUAUAUGAAUUUAUCAUAUGAAAUCACGAGAACUUCUCUUAUAUCCAAUCGUAUAGUAUCAUCUCGAAAGUUUUAGCGUGUAAACUGUGAGAGCAUACUAAUUCAAAUAUGUCAUAACUUAAGAAUAUAAUUAAUUAAUUUUAUCAAGAAAUUAAUUACAAAUUAUGAAGUAAUAUAUGAUAUCAUAAGAAUUUUUUUAGGAUAUAAAAAAGCUAAAGUCUUUCGAACUCUUGAUAAAAAAAAAUUUCGAAAAACAAAUCCGAGUAACAAAAAAAAAAAAUGUCUACGCCUAAGAUCAAAGUUGGUGAUUGUAUUCCCGAUAAUAUAUAUUUCGGUGUAUUUAAUGAAGGUGAUGAACAGCCUCAUAAAAUUACUUCUGGUGAAGUUUUCAAGGGGAAGAAAGUUGUUCUCUUUGGAAUUCCUGGUGCCUACACUUCUAUUUGUAGUUCAAAGCACUUGCCUCAAUUCGUUGAUAAAUCAGAGGAAUUGAAAGCAAAGGGAGUUGACAAAAUCGCAUGCACCGCGGUAAAUGAUCCUUAUGUUUUGCGAGAAUGGGCAGCAAGUCAUAAUACUGGUAAUAAGAUCCUCAUGUUGGGAGAUGGAGAAGCAGCAUUUCAUGGUAGAUUAGGUCUUCUUCAAAAAUUACCUUUUGCUGGUGAACGUGGAUUACGUUUUUCGAUGUAUGUCGAUGAUGGUAUCGUUAAAGUAUUAAACAUUGAAGAACCAGGUCCAACCAGUUACAAAAUUAGUGGUCCUGAACAUAUGUUGAAAGAUUUAAGUAAUUUGGGAUUGUAAAUGGGGCUGUAAAUAACCAUUUGUUUUAGUUUUUUUUUUGGUUUUCCUUUUUUUAAUCAAAAUUAAUCUAUAUAAAAUAAA
Molecule: messenger RNA, 922 nt
Organism: Rhizophagus irregularis DAOM 181602=DAOM 197198
Lineage: Eukaryota; Fungi; Glomeromycota; Glomeromycetes; Glomerales; Glomeraceae
Biological process (GO): cell redox homeostasis; cellular response to oxidative stress; hydrogen peroxide catabolic process
Cellular component (GO): cytoplasm
Molecular function (GO): thioredoxin peroxidase activity
Source: RefSeq, a predicted model, not a curated record